AUGAAUUCAACGGACAGCAGCAUUGUGGGUGCAUACCCGCCAUCACCCGGCGUGGUACCAAACUUCACGAAUCCUGAAUCAAUCGCUUCCCGUGUUGUCCUCGCAGCAGCCCUUUCCCCGGUAUUUACGAUUCCCAUUGUUCUGUUGCGGCUAUAUACUAGUCGUUUUAUCAUCAAAUGUUGGCACCUGGAUGAUUGUAGGUCCCUGUCUAAGCUGUUUGAACCAGCGCUAACAAUGCCUGCAGAGACGAGAAACGGGGUCGGAGUUCAUAUAUGGGACGUGCCUCUUUCUAGCUUUAACAGAUUCAUGAUGCUAGGGGCGAUUCCUGGCGCAAUAACGUACAACCUAUCUACUCUUUUCACCAAAGUUUCCAUCCUUCAUUUCUAUUUGCGCUUUUCACAGGACAGAGCAUUCAAAUUGGCCACAUAUUUUGUCAUGUUCGUCGUCGUGGGGAACAAUCUCCCGGCAGCAUUCGCAUUCUUGUACAUGUGCCGUCCUAUCCCACGGUAUUGGGAUUACACCAGGCCAGGUUCAUGUCUGAAUGUGGGCAGUGCUUUCAUCACUUGUUCUGUGUUGAACUCUGUCACCGAUAUCGUCAUCCUAUGCCUACCUAUCUGGUUGUUGCGGCCACUUCGAAUGCGGAGACUCCAAAAGCUAGGCGUGACACUGGUCCUGAUGGCCGGCGGGUUCGUGUGCACCGUGAGUCUUAUCAGAUUGGCGUCUAUUCCAUCUGGACUUCACAACCCCGACGUCACGUGGCGAUAUGUCGUCAAUUUAAUCUGGUGUAUUGUUGAAAUGUAUGCUGGAAUAAUCUGCGCGUGUCUGCCUUGCUUGAGAGCAUUUUUCAAACGUUACUUCCCGAAUCUGUUCCUCAUCCGGCACAACACCGAGGCACGGCUCUCCGCUAUUCCGAGCUUCGUCCACCAUCCGCAACAACCAGGAGAGCUCCAUGUAAGCACCGAUAGGAGGCUAUGGUGGAGGAGAAGCACACUCUCAAAGGCGACGACAAGUCAUACAUCGAGCAUGGAAACCUGCAAUCCAAACAGCGUGCCGCUGAUUGAGACAGAACUUCAUGGCCCAGAGAAGGCUCUUCUGCGAGACCGAGCCGAGGAAGAAGGGUCCCCCUAA
Molecule: messenger RNA, 1128 nt
Organism: Fusarium oxysporum Fo47
Lineage: Eukaryota; Fungi; Ascomycota; Sordariomycetes; Hypocreales; Nectriaceae
Exons: 5
Coding region: 1-1128 (375 amino acids)
Source: RefSeq, a predicted model, not a curated record